GUGGCUCCAGGUGCCUGGCAGCAGCUUUGGGCUUGGAAGGCCUGCCCUUAUUGGGUUGGCUGACUUGCUUGUGCCUGGAUUGGGGGUGGCCCCGAGGUGGGUGUUCAGGCGCCUCAGGGGUGUGGGCAGGAUCAAAGCGUAAGAGAUAAGGGUGAGAAGAGGUGGGGCAGAGUUCCUGAGGGCCCCAGCCAGCGGCGGGCGGUGCCACGUUUCACAGUUGGGGAGGCAGAGACAAGAGUCGGAGCCUGGCCACAGGUGCCCAGCCAGCCAGUGCCAGAGCCUGGGCGCAGAGUCAGGAGGAGCCGUGGACAGAGGACCAUAGUCUGGAAGCCUGGGGGAGGGGGAGUCCUGCAGUGACCCGGAGGCUCAGGCCGCUCGAGGGAAAGGGAAAAAAAAGAUAACCGCCUUCCAUUCACCACCGAAGUGUGUCUGCCGAGGUCUCCGGGCUGGGAGGAGGCAAACGCUGCGUGUCUGCCACUGAGGAGUUCCCCACGGGUCUGGCGGGCAGACAGACACCAGCUCCGGUCCUCCAGGUGGAGGGGAAGUGACCGAGGCGUUUGCAUGUUCAGAGAUGGGAGACAGCCUUCUGGACAGAGGGAUCUGCAGGAGCCAAGGCUGGGGAGCAAACAGCCCAUGGAGAGAAAGCGAGGAGGCAGCAUGCAGCUGCGGGAGGGGCUCUGGAAGGGUGGCAGCAGCCUGCGGAGGCCUCUGCCCCUGCUCAGCCUUCGGCGGGGUAUUACUUUGGGACGUGAACACCUGGACGGCAGGGCUUGGUCCCGUGAUCUAGUGUGCCCAGGGCCUAGCACACCGUAGUGGGCCCUCGGGAGUUCAUUUUCUUUCCAGCAGCGGUUUCUGGAGCGUCAGUCACCAGGCACUGGGAAAAACAGCGAAUAAGAUGAGCCAAUCCUCUGCCCUGGGGCCGCUUCCAGUCGAGCAGGGAGACAGGCAGGCUUUCUCUGCGGUGGUGUCACUUUUGCUGAGCACUGUGGAGGAGCCCCUGCUCCUGAAGGCGGUCAGUAAACGCCUCUCACGGGGCGGGGGGCACUUUGAGCCAGGACCUGAGCGACAGAAAGGGGCACACUUGAAUCCCGAGGGGGACUUCGUGCAGCUCCCGGUGCCCGUCAUCCAGCAGCUCUCCCACUGGGACUGCGGCCUGGCCUGCUCCAGGAUGGUGCUCCGGUACCUGGGCCAGCUGGACGACGCUGAGUUCGAGAGGGCCCUGCAGGAGCUGCGGCUCACCAGGAGCAUCUGGACCAUCGACCUGGCCUACCUGAUGCGCCGCUUUGGUGUGCGGCACCGCUUCUGCACCCAGACCCUGGGCGUGGACAAGGGCUACAAGAACCAGUCCUUUUACAGGAAGCACUUCGACACAGAGGAGACCCGGGUGAACCAGCUCUUCGCACAAGCCAAGACCUGCAAGGUGCUGGUGGAGAAGUGCAGGGUGAGCAUGCAAGACAUCCAGGCCCACCUGGCGCAGGGCCACGUGGCCAUCGUGCUGGUGAACUCGGGGGUGCUGCACUGCGACCUCUGCUCCAGCCCCCCCAAGUAUUGCUGCUUCGCGCCCAGCGGGCCCCGCUGUUUCUGCCGCUCACCCGACUACCAGGGCCACUUCAUCGUGCUGCGCGGCUACAGCCGGGCUGCCGGCUGCGUCUUCUACAACAACCCGGCCUACGCCGACCGAGUGUGCAGCGCCAGCGUCAGCAACUUCGAGGAGGCCAGGACCAGCUACGGCACGGACGAGGACAUCCUCUUCGUCUACGGGGACAGCUGACAGCGGGGGCCCGCCACGCCCUGCCCCCGGAGGCCGCUCCAGAGGCGCUGGCCCAGGCCUGGGGCUCAGACGAGGCGCCGCGUCCCUGCUGGCUGUUGACGUCGUCCUCCGGGCCAGAGGCCAGCUCCCGCUGCGCUCGUCUGCCCCCACGGGCGCCCUGGUGCCUGCAAGCCAGGCGCAAGAGCCCCUCUCCCCACAGACCCAGGACCCAGCCCCAGGAGAGCUGUGGGUCUGUUUGUGUGGAGACCGUCGGUGUAGCCACCCUGGGCCCCAGGGCUGUGUCAGCUCCAGCCUCCCCGGGAUCUGGUCAAAAGGCAGGCGCCCUGGGCCCGUUGCCCCCUUCCCCCACCCCCGCCCAGGGGGGCCCAGUCCCUGCGGCUGGUGGCCAGGCCCCUGGGGAGGGCUGGACCUCAGACAGAAAGGCCUCAGGCCCCUGCAGCCCUCCUUGGAGUGGACACCUGGGCUGUGGGCGGGACCUGGCUCCCGCUGGCACCCCGAGGGCCAGGGCCAGCGGCCUGGGCCCCAAAGACACUCCCCGCCCCCCGCCACGGCACCUCCUGCCUCAGUGCAGGCAGCCCCACAUCUCAGGGUUGGGUGCUGGGGCCCUGGGCCUGCACGCCUGAUCGUGGCCGGGGGCGGCCUGUGGCCUCCCCCCAACCCAGCGCUCACUCCUGGCCCUCUGCAGAGAAGGCCGGGGGGUCUCUGUCGGCAGAGGGAGUAACCUAACCCAGGAUCACACAGCGCGGACCCCCGCAUGGACUGGGGCGGCCUCCUGUUCCUUUUUUAGCCGGGGGAGGCGUGUGCGUGCGCGCGUGCGUGCGUGCGUGUGCGUGUGUGUGUGAUUUAAGUCUUUUUUUUAAGCCGGGGGUGGGUGUGUGUGUGUGUGCGUGUGUGUGUGCGUGUGUGUGUGCUCGUGUGAGAUUUAAGUCUUUUUUUUUUAGCCGGGGGAGGGUUUUUUUUGAGAUUGAAGUUUUCACUUUUGGUGGCGUGAGACUCAACCUCAAGCAAGACAAUAAUAGUGGGGUCACAGGUACUUUGGAACCAUGGACACCUCUUUUCACGGGCAGAUAAGCCAGGCCAGGAUCUCUUCCAAAGCCAGGGGGACCCGGGGCUGCAGGCAGGCAGGCCUCGCGCCACAGCCAGAACCUGACUCAGGACAGUGGUGGGGCUGCGUCUUGAACCUGGGUCUAUGCCCCUGGAGAAAAAAGGGAAAUGGGUCAUUCCCAAAAGGGGCUGGGACACCUCCUGCCCCUGCCCUGGGUUACCUCUGGCCAGGGGGUCCGGGAUGCCCCCGUCAGCUACAGCACCUAAGUCUUGGUCGUCGGUGCCAGAAGCCUGAUGCUGGGGCAGCAGCUUCCGCCGCUUCCCAGGCUAUGGACCACCCAGGACCACCCAGCUGUACAGCUCCUCUACCCAACAGCCUUGACCGAGAGGCAGGCACUUCUGGCCAGACAGCCACCCUAGGUUCAAAGGCUAGCGCUGCCUGCGGGCCCGUCUCGUCCCCGUUGCCUUAACCCUGGGUAGCCUGAGACCAGCCCCCCCCGCCCCGAGCCCUGGUUCCCACGGCCGGGAGGACCACACGUGGCAGCUGCAGGCUGGGCGCCCCUGGAAGGGGCCCGGGUGACCCCGGUGAGGGCGGCGGUGUCCAGGGAGACAGCGACAGAAAGGGGUGGCCGCCCUUGGGGAGGCCCACUACUCUGGCCGGCGGGGGCUGCCCAGGGAGCAGCCGCCAGUGUCCAUGUUGCCUUCAUCCAUCAGAUACACUGUCCCCAGGUCGGAGGAGCGAGCCUCUCGGGGAAGCCACAGGUUAGAGGUCACCCGUCUGGAAGGUUCACAGGAGCUGCCUGGCCCUGGGGCCGACACCACCUGCCUGGAGGGGGUCUCGGAGGCGAACCUCACCGUGUUGUGUCCUGUUCACGCACAAAUCAUGAAAACGGGGCUGGAGACAGCAGGACGCGGCCCACGACCCCGUGACCCCUUGGCCACACGUGGAGGGGGGUGCCCUGGACCGCUGGCUGUCUCCCCAGCCACCUAGGGGCAAAAGGGAUUUUAUGCAUCACAGGGAUUUUCAUAUGUGUUAUCUCGUUUGUAAUGAGCCAUUCUCAAUAAACCUGGUCCUCACUCGAAGACCCUGGCA
Molecule: messenger RNA, 3908 nt
Organism: Capra hircus (goat)
Lineage: Eukaryota; Metazoa; Chordata; Mammalia; Artiodactyla; Bovidae
Gene: GUCD1
Product: guanylyl cyclase domain containing 1
Exons: 6
Coding region: 896-1771 (291 amino acids)
Source: RefSeq, a predicted model, not a curated record